AUGUCAAACGCUGGUGUGCUCUACGCCAAAUUCACCAAUGAUGCCACGGUUGAUAUUCCUUUUGAAUGUCGAUCUGGCCGUCGUUGCAAAUCGACUUUGCGCACUGAUACUGCCAAAGGUCUCAUAGUCAUGCCAGGCCAACCCCGAUUCACAGUCGAGAGCGCAUCUCAGGUAUCAGGCAGCCGGGUUGUUUGUGAAGCGUGCUAUGUAUAUUAUGAUGGGAAGCGCACCAGUACACGAGGAGCACCAGGUCCUUCAGCAGCACGUCCUCUGCUGCCGCCACCUGCCACUCCAAACCUGGAAGCUGAACGAGAGGCAAUCCGACGCCAGAACAUUGAGGGGAGGCUCGGUGACAAGUCUCUUGGAGGUCAAAUUGCCCCCAUUGGCGCUGGUUUGAUGGCUCCUCCAGCAAUAAUUCCGCAAAGACAGAGUAGUGGCUCAUCAGUCCCACGAAUUUCUGUGCCUAAUCAGUUGGCGGUUGGUCAACUGGCUGUGGCUGCUCCAAAUUCUGCUGCGGCUGCUUCGCAGUUCAACAGUCAGGGAUAUUCCUCUGCACAUGCUAGCUAUGGGUCUCAAUAUUCUCUGUGGGGAAAUAUGGCCUAUUCUGGUCUAUCUCGGGAGUUUCUCACAUUAAAUAUUGGUGUUCGCCACGAAUUUCCUGGGAAACCAAACGGUGUGGUCUUUGGGACUAUCAACGAGGGCAAAAACAUCAGUGCUCAAGCAACAGCAAGUGAGAUCAUCCAACUUGUGCUCGAAGUUGGUGGCGGAAAGCUUGCUGCCCAAAUUGCAGAGGAGACCGCUUCUCAGUUUGUGUUCAACACCACUACUUUUGUUGUGCGCCAAUUGGAAGGCUGGAUCAACAUUCAUGAAGAGCCGCCGCACCAACCACUCCUGUAUCACCGUUACCUCAAGCUAGGCACAGGCAAAAACAGAAUACCCUGGACUUUCAUCCGCUUCCUCAAUUUCCAGGAGGAGCAAAUUGAACAGAGCGAGUCCAAAGGUAGUUCAAUUAAUCUACAGGCUGAAUUUACUGAAGCCACAGAGCCUCUGGUCACUGAGCCUGCACAGUCCAAAUCACGUAUGCAGACUCGUUCGCAAAGGAAAUCAAACUCAAGGACGACUCAGACAGUGCCUCGGUCAUCCAUUCGAACUCGAUCCAUGCAAGGAUCUGUCUCUGAUCAAACUCGGGAUGUCCAGUAUGAGCUCUACAAUGCAGAGAUCAUCUCCCAAAACACCAAUGACAACUCUAUUUCUGCUGAUACUCCUUCAAAAAAGCGCUCUGCCGAAUCUGACAUCGAGGAAUUUCAGCCCUUGGACAGGCAGAGAUUGCGAAAUGCUCUGAAUGCUGGCGGUGCCUCUGUUACUGUCUCCAAGAGUGCUCCCAUUCACACAUCUGAAACAAUUGAGUUCUUCCGGAUUCGCCCCAGCGGUCUCCAGGAUUUGCUCAGGGAAAAUCGAGCAUUCAAGAUUGAGAUGUCCGCAGCCGAGGGUGGUACUUUGGCUCUAAAGCCAUCAGCAUCUCCUCUCGGUGUUGGAACAUUCAAAUCUGCUCAUUCUGCCUACCUGACACUCACCCGACUUUCGGAUACCCCAUUGGGUGCCUCCCCUGGUCAGCAUGUUGCGCUUAAACGCAUGUUCAGGACCAGAGAGACGUUGAAGCGAUUUGACCCUGUGAACGAGUAUGAACACACCAUUUCCGAGGCUAAUUUGCUCUUCUGGGGCACAGCCAUCCUUCGUUUCACCAUGGAAGCUGGAAAUGCCAUGGUUCAUGAAGCUGCGGCAGCUGGGAGCUCUAGCAAGACAAUGAGUUCUCUUCGACGGACCUACCUUCUAGAAGAGCUCAUUGGAACAGGCAAAUUUGUCAAAUACAUCAAUAACAAUAGUGCAACUCCGGUUGCAUCUCUCAGCCCUGAUAGGCGUUCUCUUGCAGAGUUCCUGUGCUUCACUCAACAUGUUCAAUAUGAGCAAACGGAUGGUCUUGUUUUUCUCUCUGACCUGCAAGGAUCCGGUGCUCUGUUGACUGAUCCGCAGAUUAUGACAUCCCCUUCCCUUGAUGGUGGCCUCUUUGGUGGAGGAAACUACGGAAAAUUCUUUGAGCAGUUCCCUGAGCAGCAUGUCUGCUCUAGAUACUGUGAGUUUUUCAAGUUAUCUUCUCUCCAAGAAGAUUAG
Mycena citricolor is the source of this 2169-nucleotide messenger RNA. The record is from the annotation of a GenBank genome assembly. Lineage: Eukaryota; Fungi; Basidiomycota; Agaricomycetes; Agaricales; Mycenaceae.